Gorilla gorilla gorilla (western lowland gorilla) is the source of this 1900-nucleotide messenger RNA. It is a transcript of the gene FDX1, whose product is annotated as ferredoxin 1. The coding region runs from base 303 to 1112 and encodes 269 amino acids. The transcript has 4 exons. Lineage: Eukaryota; Metazoa; Chordata; Mammalia; Primates; Hominidae. The record is from RefSeq and is a predicted model, not a curated record. Gene Ontology annotation, molecular function: electron transfer activity; 2 iron, 2 sulfur cluster binding. Gene Ontology annotation, cellular component: mitochondrion. Gene Ontology annotation, biological process: P450-containing electron transport chain.
GUAUAAUAGCAUUCUGAGAUUUUCCAAAAUUUCCCACUGUCUUUGUUUUACAGUGCGCAGAAUUCACUUUUGCUCUAACUUGACUCCAAGAUGACACAAUUUCCCAGUUUUUUUUUUUAACGGCUGGGGGAUGGGGGUAUGCGGAACAGAACACAGUGGUCCAGCUAACCGAUUUCCGCUAGACGUCCAGCUAUCUUUCAAAAUAUUUUGUUUCUGCAUGGCAACUUCAGCCGCUAAAAAAGCAUCCAGCUUACGACGGAACCUGGAGGGUUGGUAAAGGCCCCCUGCGCUGGCCCCGCCCCAUGGGACCGGGCGGCGUGGGCGUGAGAGGCGGGGUGGGGCCGCGCUCUGCUUGCCAAUGUCUUUAUAGGUCACCCGGAAGGCACGCGGAACCUCGGCGCGCUGCUCCCAGCAGGAUCUCUCCGCCACUCCAGCUCCGCGCCCCUCGCCGCGCCCUUCGGGCGUCUGCGCCGCAGCUGCCGCCCCCGCCUCUUUGGAGUCUCUCGCGGCCUCAAAGCGCGGCCUGCGUCGCUUCCGGCAGUUCCCGACCGCGGGCGAUGGCUGCCGCUGGGGGCGCCCGGCUGCUGCGCGCCGCUUCUGCUGUCCUCGGCGGCCCGGGCGGCCGGUGGCUGCACCACGCUGGGUCCCGUGCUGGAUCCAGCGGCCUGCUGAGGAGCCGGGGGCCGGGCGGGAGCGCGGAGGCGAGCCGGUCGCUGAGCGUGUCGGCGCGGGCCCGGAGCAGCUCAGAAGAUAAAAUAACAGUCCACUUUAUAAACCGUGAUGGUGAAACAUUAACAACCAAAGGAAAAGUUGGUGAUUCUCUGCUAGAUGUUGUGGUUGAAAAUAAUCUAGAUAUUGAUGGCUUUGGUGCAUGUGAGGGAACCCUGGCUUGUUCAACCUGUCACCUCAUCUUUGAAGAUCACAUAUAUGAGAAGUUAGAUGCGAUCACUGAUGAGGAGAAUGACAUGCUCGAUCUGGCAUAUGGACUAACAGACAGAUCACGGUUGGGCUGCCAAAUCUGUUUGACAAAAUCUAUGGACAAUAUGACUGUUCGAGUGCCUGAAACAGUGGCCGAUGCCAGACAAUCCAUUGAUGUGGGCAAGACCUCCUGAACUAGAACAAAUAGGAAUAUUUUCAUGAAAUUUUACCUAUUUUUAUAAUUAUUAUUUCUUAAAGUGAUUAAAUGAGAACAUGGAUGAGUGGACUUCGUAUUAUGACUAGCUUUACUAUUUUAAUUCACCUUGCAUAACUACUGAAUUUUGUCAUUCUUGAAAGUAUGCAAUUUUUAUUUUGGUUAUAUUACAAAAAUGUCAAUCAAAGAUUAAAAAAUAGUUAAUGUGAUAGAAAAACCUUACAUAUUUUUUUCUUAUGUUUGUUUAGCGACUUUAGCAAAAUGUUUUCAUAUAAUCUCAUCUGUUUACCUAGAAGAUAGGUUAAGGAAAUACAUUAUUAUUCCUGUUUGAUGUGGGUGAAGGCAGAGAUCUAACCUGGCUUGUUUAGGGCCAUACCACUAAUUAGAAAAUCUGUACUAGAACCUGUGUCUUAUUACUAUAAGGUAUGUGUUCAGACUGAAACUGGAGAAAUUAUGACUAUUUUAUUUAUAGUAGUAGUUAAAUCUGAAUGUGUAUGGACAAAAAUAUUUAAUUGCUCAGUAAACUGCUUAACUUCAAAGAUAGUUAUUAACCUUAUAAAUAAAUAUUUCAAAAUUUUGAUUCUGAAGUCUAAGUCUGAGCGUAGACAUUAUAAUGCUAUCAAAGAAGUUUGAUCUCUGUUUUGACUAAACUAGAGGAAAAAUGAUUGGAUGUGUUUAUUCUUUUCUAAGCAGAAUGGUUUAACUUUGUACUCUUUGAAAAAUAAUGCUGAUUUAUAAAUCUCUGCCUAUAACAGAGUGGAAACCUUA